This is a messenger RNA of Callorhinchus milii (elephant shark), 938 nucleotides long. RefSeq lists its product as uncharacterized. The transcript is spliced from 3 exons. Lineage: Eukaryota; Metazoa; Chordata; Chondrichthyes; Chimaeriformes; Callorhinchidae. Bases 165 to 938 code for a protein of 257 amino acids. The record is from RefSeq and is a predicted model, not a curated record.
GGCAGGGGGGGUGUGUGUGUGGAAAAUAACCCGUUUCUUUUAGAACCACCGACAAAUUCACCGGCUGUAAACCUCAGCCUCACAGCGAGGAGGGAAAGGGACGUCCUGGAAAUAUCUGGAAUCUCUACAUCGAGCAGUGUCGAAGCAAAUUAAAAGAAGGAAAAAUGGACUCUGGAUACUGGAAUUACGGAAAUUAUGGAUCUCUGGAUAGAUAUGGAACCGUACCUGGGAGAUCAACAUAUUUGAGGAAAUCCUUUGCCCCGCAUCGAUCCUCGCUGAGGGGUGAGAGAGAGAUGUUCUCGAAGAGACCAGGCCAACAGGUCCCUUAUGUUCUGCAGGAUUUCACUAAUCAGUGGGAAGUUCAAUCCAGGGCUUCCCCUGACCCAUGGGAAUCUGGUCCGUUCAGCAAAACAAAGAAGGUCAAAGAGAUGUGUUGCGAGGAGUUCGACGAGAGACUGGCUCGGGAGGACUUGGAAGGUUGGGAGGUGAAUGAGACACUGGAGAGGUAUUACAGAGAGAGGGAAAGGAGACAGAGGCAGGAGGAGAAAGAAGAUUAUCUGAAUAUCAACAGAGCUUGGGGUUUCCCAGAGCAAGUGAAGAGACAACCGAGGAAUAAGCAGAAACUAACUAAAAGACCCCUACCUCUGCUGUCGGAGUCGUUCUACGAGGAUUGGGAGCCACUGUAUUCAAGGGACUUCUCCCAAUUGCCCCCCGCAAACCAAUACAGGCAGCGAGAGGUGGCUGCUCAUUGCAAAGACCAGUGGAUGAAGUUCCUGUCCCUCACGGGGAUGCCUAUGGUCUAUCAGACGUCAGACUGCCCGGCCGGCUCAGGAAAACCCAACCGGAAACGAGAACGUUUCCUCCCAAUAGAUUUGAGGGCAAAGGUUACAUGCAGCGACCUCCAAAGCCUCCGAGCUACGAAAUGUUCCUGCAGAUGA